AUGGGGAGAUCGUCGCCUCCAUUCCUUUACGAUCGUCCAUCCGCCUAUAGCUUCUAUGGACCGACCGACAAGGCCUUCAACCCGAAGGCGGCGACCGAGGCCAGCUGGACUCGUCCAGCUCCAAAGCCCAAACCAACAGGGCCAUUAGUGAAUUUGAAUCGGCAUCCUGAUACGUGGGGUUCCUUUAAUACGGUCAGCUCUUGGAUUCCGAUGAGCCCCUACACUAAGGAUCGCGUCAAGUGGGCACGCAUAGCUCAGCUCACACUACGCGUUUUUACUCUAUUGGGAGCUCUUGGGUCCCUGUUCUGUUCAAUUGUUAUCACGGGAGCUGCAGCGACUGUCAUUUGGAUCAUUCGCGUAGGCCCAAUUGUCUCCAUCCUUCACACCAUUUAUGGUAUUUGUCACCAUGCUCGCUCUCCUAUCACUCGACCCUCCGGUUCACAAGCCGCGUAUGGGCUGUUCGCUUCGACCCUGGACUUGGGACUUAUUGCAUUCUACGUGUUUACCGCAUUCAUGGCAUAUGGCGAGUGGACAUCCAACGCAUACAAUUGGGGAACUAUGUUCAAAAACAGCGACAUCACUGUCAAGUUGUCCGAAACUACCUUCAUUCUGGCCCUUGCAAAUGGCGGACUACACCUGAUCUCCUUCUUCAUCUGUAUUUUCUUCGCAAUCACCUUCCGCAAGAUCUCUCGUCUGCCACCAGACAUGAACCCACUUGAAGACAACUUGACUGCGCGCCCCCGCAAGGGUAACCGCGAUAAGGCGGAUACAGAUGAGAAGCAUCUCAGUCAAUCUACCCUCAACUCCUCUAUGGAGGAUCCUCUCAUCGGACGUCCUCGUAGUAUGCCAUUUAUGCACACACGUGAACAAUCCCUCGGAGGUGGCUCCAACCAUGCAGGAAUGGAUAUGGUUAAUGAUCACCGACAAUCGCAGCCUUCAUUUUAUCAGCACCGUCUGUCUCACCUUGAAUCCCCCACAGAGCCUCAUAUGGAACCUUCCAGCCCGGAGAUGCUGUUUCACCAACCCGAAAGCCAGCCAUACGAUAUUACAUCGCAGACACCCACACCCGCUCCAGAGUAUCGAAAUGUUGCGUCGCAUGCCCCGGAAAUUAUCAAUGCUACUGCUCAAAUGCGUCAUUUGUCAUCCCGCACUGCCGAUAGAUCGGACAAUGCCAGUCCAGUGUCUGACAACUGGGUAGCAUACUCCGAACGCUCUCAAUCCCCAAUGAGUGAAGCUCAAAAUGUGAACGAAAAUACUCUUCGCCAGUCCUCUUCUGUUUACAGCCGUCGCAGUAACACAUCCACCGGUAGCGGUAUUCGUGAUUGGUUUGCCUAUGGUUCUAAACCUGCCCCCAACAUUGGAAAUGCUAUUCCAGAAGAUGUUCGAGGAGAAUAUGCAUCUCUCGCUACGCAUGAGUACUACGGCAAUUACGCCAACCAACGUGAAUUGGACGUGGGUGACCAGCGCAUGGAUAUCUUCCCUGAUCCUGAAGAGCACAAAGAUGACAUGGACGACGAGCCCAAUGGAUCUAUUCCAUUCAACCCCCUCAUGCUCAACCCACCCACUCCGCAGCCUAUUUUAACUGAAAAGCCUGAGGACACUGAUCCCGUGAGACGCAUUGUUUUGAGCGACAACCCUAACUUGUCCUACAACGGAAACGCCCAGCCAGUUUCUGUUCCCCACAAAGAUGCCGACUCGCCUCCACCCGGGAGCAGAUUUUAUGGUGAGCUGGAUGUUCCUGGCAAGCCUGGACUGGAUACCACCCGCGAGCCCAGCUAUGAUAUUAUCAGGAAACCAACCAAGCUUAAAAAGAAGCGCACCAAGAAGAUGUCAGCCUAUGAAGCCCUCAAGAAAGAUGAGAGUGAUGGUGAAGAUGGAUACCUCGCACCUAGAGCCCUCAACGCUGCUGAGGGUGACCGUCAAGGCCGUGUCGUGAGCAAUUCCGGCGCAGACACCGCCAGACCUAGCAUUGCCGCUGGCGUGGGUGCUUCCCUGUCCUCGUAUGGAAGCUACAUCGCCGUUCUGGGCGUUGGCCGCCGCCGCGAUGUCAGCGGCAAGGUCGCCGAAGAAGGCCGCAGCGAACCCAUCGUUGAGGAGAUGCCCACCCAUACCCAGAACCAGACUCCCGGCGCAUCGCCAGUUCGGGCCGCUGGAUGGGCCCGCUUCGCCGGACUUUGA
This is a messenger RNA of Penicillium canescens, 2178 nucleotides long. RefSeq lists its product as uncharacterized. The record is from RefSeq and is a predicted model, not a curated record. The transcript is spliced from 3 exons. The coding region runs from base 1 to 2178 and encodes 725 amino acids. NCBI's taxonomy places the organism in Eukaryota, Fungi, Ascomycota, Eurotiomycetes, Eurotiales, Aspergillaceae.